Rodentolepis nana is the source of this 981-nucleotide messenger RNA. Lineage: Eukaryota; Metazoa; Platyhelminthes; Cestoda; Cyclophyllidea; Hymenolepididae. The record is from the annotation of a GenBank genome assembly.
AUGGCGGUGCAGUCGGCGGAUUUGCCUGUUUUGGAGGAUGGGAACGCGAAGGUUGUGCAACCCCCAAAGAAGAGAUUUGUCAAAAUUUUUAUUGACAAUUGGUUUAUGAUCACCACAGUUAUUGGUGUUUUCAUCGGGUUUGGAGUCGGAUUUGCUCUACAGAAAGCUGGACUGAGUGAAGCACAAAAGAUAUGGAUCGCUAUGCCUGGAAAUAUCUACAUUCGUCUUCUUCAAUUAACAAUCCUUCCUAUGAUUGCCGCAAACAUCAUUGGUGUGUUGGCCAACUUAAAUCCAAAAGAGAAUGGAAAAGUCAGCAUCAUCUCGCUUGGUUUCAUUUUAUUCUUCAAUCUUAUAAGUGCACUGAUUGGCGUCGCGUAUGGCUACAUAAUUAGACCAGGUGACUGGGCCCGAGAUCCAAAUGCAAUUAAUGCGAGCGUUAUCGAAGUUGAACAUGGCAACCAAAUUUCCUACAUUUUCAAAGAUCUCUUGCUCAAUAUCUUCCCUGAUAAUAUCGUUGGAGUAACGCUCAGCCAAGCAGCUUCAGAUUUCAAAAAUCCACAAAAAAUAGCCACCGGUGAGAUUGUUUACAACGCUGUGAAAGCCGAUGGAACAAAUUUGAUUGGUGUUCUCUUCUGCUCUGUUGUCUUUGGAAUUGCUGCUAAUGGGGCUCGGGAAAAGGCUGAACCUUUCAAGCAAUUCUUCGGUUCCCUCGGAGAAGUUGUCAUGCUGCUUAUGCAGAAAUUCCUUCUGAUCACUCCUCUUGGUGUCAUGUUCAUGGUGAUGUCAUCAAUUGCUGAAGUGCAAAAUAUUGGUCAGACUUUCAUCUCCCUUGGCAUUUUCGUCCUUCUGAAUGUUGUCGGACAAAUUACCCAUUUUAUCUUCCUGGUACUUAGUAUAGUGGUUUUAUGUGCAAACCCCUUCCGAAUCCUCAAGUAUUGUAUGCCAGCUUACUUCAUUGCUUUUGCCACAACUAGCGCGUAA